Branchiostoma floridae (Florida lancelet) is the source of this 1379-nucleotide messenger RNA. RefSeq lists its product as uncharacterized. Lineage: Eukaryota; Metazoa; Chordata; Leptocardii; Amphioxiformes; Branchiostomatidae. The record is from RefSeq and is a predicted model, not a curated record. The transcript is spliced from 3 exons. The coding region runs from base 49 to 849 and encodes 266 amino acids. Gene Ontology annotation, cellular component: membrane.
UUAAAUUUGUCCACAUCAACCUGUUACUUAAAGCAUUUAGACACAGUGAUGGCUCAGAGGAAGCGUCGUCAAAAUGUCACAGCUGCAAGCGGCCGUCCCAAACAUCGUCAGGACAAUUCCUCCCAAGCGAAGGAUGACACGGUGGACCCGUCUGUGUUUUACACCUGUCCGUGGGUCAGUAGUCAGACUCCGUACCUGCUGUACCGUUUGCUGAUGGCUGGUGGCAUUCUGUACUACAUCUGGUGCGAUGUCCAGUACUUUGGAGUUGGCUUUCUACUGUGGCUUUCCUUGGCAUCCAACUGGUCUGUCACCCUCCUGGCCGUGCAUUUUACAUGGGGCGCUGCCCUCUGUGCUGCACACCGCCCUGUACAGAAGAUCCAAAAUGCUGCCAGAAAGUCACAACACAGCCCACGUCAGCAGCCAUCCAAGCUUCCCUGGCAUCUCAGAGCUUAUCGGCCCCUCUCAAUAAUGACAUACACAGCUAGCUUUGUCACAAGCAUUGGUUACGCAGUCCUGCUCAGUCAUAUCUAUGGAUGGGAUUUGCAUGCAAUCCUGACACAUGUGGUGAACUCUGUUAUCGUUAUUGUAGACAUCCUCUUAUCCCGGGUACCAAUUCGUCUCAAUGACUACGUAUAUAUUGCUGGACUCUACAUUGCAUAUUUGACUUCCACCCUUGUGUACUGGGCUGUCGGCCAGAUGACUGGGUCUGAGAAUAUCGCUUACUGGUUUUUGGACUACACCAAGGCACCUGGGCAAGCACUGGUUGUGAGCGUUAGUCUGAGCAUGUUAACUUUUGUUAUGCAUUGUGUGCUGGUGGGGAUUUCCAAAGCAAGAGAUAUGUUCUAUUAAAUGUUUAAGAUCGGAAAAGAUGGGGAAGCAUAAACAUACUGUGUAUGCAACAGGGAAGCGUUAUAGUCUAGUUAAGUGGGUACAUGUAUCUCACUGGACUGGGGUACAUUGGCAGUGUCGCUGCUUCCUAAAUCAGCUCUGUGCUACCCUUGACUUCAGAAUGGGAAUAUCAUGCAAACUGUACUGUACAAACAUGACUUAAAAAUCACAAAAUACACAAAUUGCAACAAGAUUGUUUUUUUUUUGUAAUUCGUUAAAACCCAUCAAAUCACUAGGCCACAGCGAGAUUGUUCAUAUGCUGCAGCUUUAGUGAGGUACCUGCUUUAGAUAUAUCUAAAGGGUAUAAUACCUAAUGGUUUAGAAUUUCAAUGAGGAUCAAAAACAUUCUCAUUUCAAUUAUUGUCAACAGCGAGCUUGGUACACGUGCUAGGGCCCCUUCACACUUACGCUGUAUGCGUAUAUUCAAUUUCAUAUGAGCCCCAUAUUUUCUUCUGGUAAAGUUUGUGACCGAAUUUUUGGGAGUUUGUUCA